Molecule: messenger RNA, 1878 nt
Organism: Homalodisca vitripennis (glassy-winged sharpshooter)
Lineage: Eukaryota; Metazoa; Arthropoda; Insecta; Hemiptera; Cicadellidae
Product: piggyBac transposable element-derived protein 4-like
Exons: 4
Coding region: 1-1878 (625 amino acids)
Source: RefSeq, a predicted model, not a curated record
AUGGAGGAAGAGCAGCGAGGUGUGAGGAUCCAACAUGGUGGUCGGGAGCGGGAGAUUAAAAUCGAAGGGAUGAAGGUGAACAGCUUUGCCGGGGUGCGGUUAUAUGAGUUUCAAGUUUUUAAUAGUAGUUUUUGUGAAGAAAACGAAGCUCUUGAACAGCAAGGAGCAGAAGGAGUAGAUGAUGACGAGUUUGUUGCAGAGAAUAGCGAUUGGAGAGAAUGGAUGGGACAGGGAAAAGAGAGGCAGAGGAAAUUCAGAAAACAACUAGUCAAAGGACUAGUUGGUAAUGUAAGAAACUCGAAAAAACGGGGAAGACCGUCAGACAUGCAAGAUGACGAAAGACUGAACGACAAUGAGUCGAGUUCGAACAGUUCUAGCGACGGUGAAGGCGGCAUCUCCCACCCCCAGUGGGCUGACACGGCCAGCGACAUGGCUGGUUUACGUGACCUGCCGUUUACUGGUCAACCUGGCUUGCUCGUUCCCAUUCCAGGUGACAAUAAACCAAUUGACUGGUUCAAUCUCCUUCUUGACACCGUGUUUUUAGAGAAUAUUAUUAGACAAACCAACUUGUAUGCCCUGGAACUAUUUUGUGGCCCCACCACUACUCCCGCGUCUCGCAUAACCAAAUGGAAGGACUUAGUGUUGGCCGAACUAAGAACAUUCUUAGGCCUUCUACUGUUGACUGGCAACGUCAGAUUGAAUCGAUUGAACGAUUAUUGGAAAACUCAUAGGUUGUUGAACUUUCCUAUGUUCAAGGAGUACAUGUCUCGAGAUCGAUUUCUUGGCAUUUUGAGAUGUCUGCAUUAUUCAAGAGUUGAUACCCCUGAUCACCCUGAACCUGCUAACAACCGGUCUUUUAAAAUUCAAAAUAUUGUUGAAUAUUUCAACAAUAAGAUGCGACAGAUCUAUUAUCCCGACCGUGAACUGACAAUCGACGAAGAGAUGGUACUGUGGCGUGGCAGACUGGUCUUCCGCCAGUACGUAAAGGGCAAGCGCCACAAAUAUGGGAUCAAAAUUUAUUCCCUGAAUGAACCCGAGGGACUCAUGCUGCGCUUCCAUGUUUACACGGGGAGUCAUGACUCUUGUAGUGGCAAAGGUCAUACCGUCAAAGUCGUCAUGAAGCUGAUGAGGGACUUCCUGGGGAAAGGCCAUUCCCUGUUCAUGGAUAAUUUUUAUAAUAGUUUUGUCUUAUCAUCCAAACUUUUACGUCAUUCAACCUACACUACCGGCACCCUACGCAUCGACAGACUCCAUACACCUCCAGCGGUGAAGGCAAAGGCAUUGGGCAAAGGUGAAACGAUAGCAAACUAUGCCCAAAGUGUCAUGAUUGGAAAAUGGAGGGAUAAGCGGACGGUGACCUACAUCUCCACACAAUAUGACAACGAGAUGGUCCAAACCACCAACCGGAGAAACCAAAAACGAACGCUGCCAAAACCAAUCAUGUACUACAACUCUUACAUGAAGGGGACUGACCGCUUGGACCAAAUGGUAUCGUAUUACCCCUGUGAGCGCAAGACCCUGCGAUGGCACAAGAAAAUUUUUGUGCACUUUCUCCAGGUUGUUGUUGUAAAUUCUUUUUAUCUGUACAACAUGUACAACUCAGAUAGGCUGUCCCUGUAUGACUUCCGAGUUCGUGUACUUGAAGACCUGCUCCCUCCAAAGGAAGCCCCACUGCUCAUCACACCGACUCGCAACAGCAUGCAUCGUCUCUCCAAAUCAAUGAAGCGCAAAGGAAACGGCAAGUCAGUUACCCGGAGGUGCCGCGUUUGCUACCAAGAAGGCAAGCGUAAGGAAACAGUAUACUAUUGUGCAGUGUGCCCUGACGAACCAGCUCUGUGUGAACUCGGUUGCUUUGAUAAGUAUCACGAGGGCAAAUAA